Apodemus sylvaticus (European woodmouse) is the source of this 548-nucleotide messenger RNA. RefSeq names its product agouti signaling protein (gene Asip). The record is from RefSeq and is a predicted model, not a curated record. Gene Ontology annotation, biological process: hormone-mediated signaling pathway; positive regulation of melanin biosynthetic process; melanosome organization. The transcript is spliced from 4 exons. NCBI's taxonomy places the organism in Eukaryota, Metazoa, Chordata, Mammalia, Rodentia, Muridae. Gene Ontology annotation, cellular component: extracellular region. Gene Ontology annotation, molecular function: melanocortin receptor binding; neuropeptide hormone activity. Bases 74 to 469 code for a protein of 131 amino acids.
CUCUGCAGCCUCAGAAGAAGGAGUCAUUAGCUGAAACCUCCAGGAACCGGGGGGUCUGAGAAGGCUUCUCAGGAUGGAUGUCGCCCGCCUACUCCUGGCCUCCCUAGUGGGCUUCCUGUGCCUCCUCACCGUCUACAGCCACCUGGUGCUUGAGGAGACACUCGAAGAUGACAAGAGUCUGAGGAGUAACUCCUCCAUGAACUCCUUGGAAUUCUCCUCCGUUUCUAUCGUGGCAUUGAACAAGAAAUCCAAGAAGAUCAGCAGAAAAGAAGCCGAGAAGCGGAAGAGGUCUUCCAAGAAAAAGGCUUCGAUGAAGAAGGUGGCACGUCCCCCGCCACCUACGCCCUGCGUGGCUACCCGCGACAGCUGCAAGCCGCCUGCGCCCGCCUGCUGCGACCCGUGCGCUUCCUGCCAGUGCCGUUUCUUCCGCAGCGCCUGCGCCUGCCGUGUGCUCAACCCCAACUGCUGACGCUACUUCUACGCUGCGCGCGCAGCUUUUGAAACGGGGUGACUGAGCGGGGCUUCGGGUCCCGCGCUUCUAGGCUGAG